GGGGCUGAAAUCCGCAUUGGUAACUCACUGGAGAACAAUGGAAACAACAAUCCCAGAUGUGCUGUCAUAACUGUGAGCAGUGACGUUACCAUGACCUUCAACUGCAGCCAGAUGAGAGGACGUUACGUCAACAUUUUUUACCCUGGAGAAAGAACGCUUCAGCUUUGUGAGCUCAAAGUGUUCGCUACUACCCGCGUCACAGGAGAUAAUGUAGCACUGAGAGGAGUAGCGACGCAGUCUGCAGAACCAACUUCUGCAGGAAGUACUCCAGAUAAGGCAAUUGACGAACACCCUGGACCGAGUUAUCCACAAGAAACCUGUGCCUCUGUAUCACUACAAGACAAUCCCUGGUGGCAACUGGACCUGAAGAGUAUCUACCGAAUAACUGUGGUGUCUAUCAUCAGCAAUGGACGCUCAGAGGAGCUGGACGGUGCUGAGGUCCGUAUUGGCCUCCGGAGUGACACCAGCAACCAGAGGUGAUAUUAACAGGAACAAAAGAGUACUAACUUGCUGUAGUAGCUCUUAUACUCA
This is a messenger RNA of Epinephelus fuscoguttatus (brown-marbled grouper), 531 nucleotides long. RefSeq names its product fucolectin. The transcript has 3 exons. The record is from RefSeq and is a predicted model, not a curated record. NCBI's taxonomy places the organism in Eukaryota, Metazoa, Chordata, Actinopteri, Perciformes, Serranidae. The coding region runs from base 91 to 480 and encodes 129 amino acids.